This is a messenger RNA of Clonostachys rhizophaga, 1077 nucleotides long. The record is from the annotation of a GenBank genome assembly. Lineage: Eukaryota; Fungi; Ascomycota; Sordariomycetes; Hypocreales; Bionectriaceae.
AUGGCCGGAUCAAAGCACCAAAAAGAAGACCAAAGCAAAACAGGCCGGAAACACGAGACUGAGCAUGAGCCGGCACCUAAUCCUCGGCGGGUCAAGACUGAGAAACAACAAACGUUGGAGGAAUCGCGAAAUAAAGAUGAAAAGCGAGAGAAAGAGAAAACAGGCAACACAGCAUCCAAACAAGUGGACAAGUCGGAAGCUCAGAAGCAGAGCGCCGUUAGGGUAGGAGAAGAGCCAGACGUACCCCCCAACGUACUAGAGAAGGGCAUCAUCUACUUCUUUAUUCGCGGGCGGGUCAACAUUGAUGAUCCCGGAACCGUGGAGGACAUCGCGCGAACAUACAUCUUGCUGCGGCCAAUCGAGAAAGAUGCCAAGCUCGGCGAUGGACCGAUCGGCGAUGCGCGCAACAAUCGCCUCCUCGCGCUUCCCAAGAAGACACUUCCGCUCAGUGGGAAAGAUCGCUUCAUGAUUUUCGUGGAGAAGUCAAAUGCUUCCUUUAAAAAUCUGAAGAAGAGUUUCCUGCCUGGCGCCGACUAUGAGACGAAGACGGCGGGAACGAGACACACCCCCGCGGCCACCCCAGUUGGAGAGGGUGUCUAUGCCCUCACCACCACAGGACGAGAGAGUCAUUUGGUCUACAUGCUCACAAUUCCCCAGAAGCUGGAUUCGGCGCAGAAGGAUUUGGGAAUAAAGGAGAAGGGAAGUUUCAUAAUAAGUACCAAGAAUCCAAACUAUGGCGGGCCGGCGAGUGCAAGACUACCCAAGGAUCCCAAGUUUCCCACCAAAAUUAUCGAGGAAUUCCGGUCCCUCCGAUGGCUCCCUUCUAAGCCGGUUCACCUGGACUACCCAAACGCCCAGCUGCUCCUUGUGGGAGAAUCUUCUGGCACCAAAAAGGCUCUAGAACCACAAGAAAAGGAUGAGGAAAAUGGUUCCCAGAAACCGGAGGAAUUUAUAGAGAGCUUGGCAGAGGAAGACCUUGAGAGAAUGAGACAUCUAACUGGCCAUCAAUCAGAAUCUAUAUAUGCCGAUCUCCAAGCUCAAGCAGAAGGUUAUCCUCAACUCAAAACAACUUUCUAA